Messenger RNA from Anthonomus grandis grandis, 4646 nucleotides. RefSeq names its product host cell factor 1 (gene Hcf). The coding region runs from base 247 to 3501 and encodes 1084 amino acids. The record is from RefSeq and is a predicted model, not a curated record. Gene Ontology annotation, biological process: regulation of DNA-templated transcription; chromatin remodeling. Gene Ontology annotation, cellular component: histone methyltransferase complex. Gene Ontology annotation, molecular function: transcription coactivator activity; protein binding. NCBI's taxonomy places the organism in Eukaryota, Metazoa, Arthropoda, Insecta, Coleoptera, Curculionidae. The transcript has 8 exons.
GACAGCGUAAACUCAUUUUUGUAACGUUUUGCCGCUUAUGUCGGCGAAAGUCAAGGAAUUAUAGAAACUUUUAGUCAUUCGUUUACUAUUCAAAUUGUGCCAAUGUUUUACCAACAAACAACAGUAUAUAUGAAUAAACCUGGGAACAUGUAGUGUUUGAGCUAAAGUGUACAUUUUUUAGUGAAGUUUCAAUUUCUAAUGGUUUUUACCUAUAAUAUAGCAGAGUGAAGUGCAAUGUGAUACGCAAUGGCGGGUAAGGAGUUACGGUGGAAAUUAGUGGGUAAUACCAGUGGUCCCCAUCCGAGACCUCGCCAUGGACACCGAGCUGUUGCCAUCAAAGAUUUAAUGGUCGUUUUUGGCGGCGGAAAUGAAGGAAUAGUACAUGAACUUCAUGUUUACAAUACAGCGACGAACCAGUGGUUUGUACCAGUGACAAAAGGAGAUGUACCCCCAGGAUGUGCAGCUUAUGGUUUUGUAGUAGAAGGCACCAGACUUUUAGUAUUUGGGGGAAUGGUUGAAUAUGGAAAAUACAGCAAUGAGUUGUUUGAAUUGCAGGCAUCUAAAUGGGAAUGGAAAAAAAUAAUGCCCAAACCUCCAAAGGCAGGACCUCCACCCUGUCCCAGACUAGGACAUAGUUUUACCAUCGUUAAUAAUAAAGUUUAUUUAUUUGGUGGUUUAGCAAAUGAUAGUGAAGAUCCUAAAAACAAUGUUCCCAGAUAUCUUAAUGACCUGUACUCUCUGGAUAUGAGAAGUAAUCCCAUGCAAUGGGAUAUACCAGUAACCCAUGGCCCUUCACCCCCUCCAAGAGAAUCUCAUACAGGUGUGGCAUAUGUGGAUCGAAAAAAAUUCAAAUCUUUCUUAGUAAUAUAUGGUGGAAUGAGUGGCUGUAGACUUGGAGAUUUAUGGUUUUUGGAUACAGAUUUGAUGACUUGGACUAAACCUAUUGUUUCUGGGAUAACUCCUCUACCAAGAUCUCUGCAUACGUCGACUUUGAUUGGUCAUCGUAUGUUCGUUUUUGGAGGUUGGGUGCCAGUUGUGGCAGACGAAGGCAAACUUGCAAUAAACGAAAAAGAGUGGAAAUGUACGAGCACAAUGGCAUGCUUGAAUCUAGAGACAAUGUCAUGGGAUGACUUAAAUAUUUGUGCUGAAAGUGAAAAUAGUGUGCCUUGCGCUAGAGCAGGGCAUUGUGCUGUAGGCAUUAGUACUAGACUGUAUAUAUGGUCUGGUAGAGAUGGUUAUAGGAAAGCCUGGAAAAAUCAAGUGUGUUGUAAAGAUUUAUGGUAUUUGGAAGUAGACAGGCCUUCAGCUCCUAGUCGAGUAUCUCUUGUUAAAGCUGGAACUCAUUCACUUGAAGUUAACUGGACGGGGUCUCCUUCAGUUCCCAUAUAUGUGUUACAAAUUCAGAAGUAUGAUAUACCCCCUACCAUAACGCCAUCACCUAAACCUAGUCCAACACCCAUUAUUCAGCAACUUGGUUCUCCUAAAGCAGUACAGUCCAUACCUGGAAGCCCACCAGGAGUUGUACAAAGUAAGGCUCCUUUAACUACCAUUAUGAGUCCUACCAAGAACCAAGUGAAAGCACGACUUCCAGCAACAAAACCUAUUGUUGCCACUGUCACUCAAAAUGUUAGUCAACAGUCCAUUCCAAUUUCUGUGAAUGCCUCAACUGCAGAACCUAUUAAAGUAGUUCAGCAAAAUCAGUCAAGUUCUGUACAGAUGUCUGGUAUCCAGGCUUUAGCAGCUGCAGCUGCUGCUACUCAGAAAAUUACGGUUUCGCAGCAGGCUCAAAUAAAAUUAGCUGCACCAGUGAGAGUGCCUGGAGCUCAAGGACAGGCAAUAAUUAAAACAGCUUCACCUCAAGCUGGCAAACAAGUUUUAGUUAAGCCAGGCACCAAUAUUAUUCAAAAGUCUGGAGGUGUUUCACAACAGGUUGUGACACUCGUGAAAACUAGUACAGGCAUGACACUGGCAACUUUAGCAAAAGGCGGUAAUAUUGUCCAGAGCAAAGCUCCUGGACAAGUACUUUCACAACAAGCUAAAAACACAAUAGUUAAAAUUGCUCCCAGUAAUGCUACAGGAAAUAAGCAAGUAUUGACUACUUUAAAAACUCUUCCUUCAAAUAUUAUUCAGAUGAAUAAAACCACUGGAAAACUGGUAUUACAAAAGAGAGCUACGGGACAAUUGGCAGCCGGUAAUCCGCAAGUCAUCGUUGUUAGUUCAACUGCAGGGCUUAAAAAUGUACAAACACUCACCAAUGCUCAAACUGUCUCUUUGGUUAAAACCAAUAUGGUAAACACCACACCUAUAGUAGCAGAUUCCACAAUGCAAAGUGUCAACCUGGAAAUUUAUGAUGAAAGUGGAAAUAAAAUGCAGUGUUCUGAUUUAGAUAUGAAUCAGAUGGUGAAUAUUGCCCCAAAAGAGGAUGUUGAAUUUUUGAAUGCUUCAAUGGAUGUUGACCAAGUAGACUUAACUGCUUCGGCAGAUAAACUCGAAUCCGUUGGCAUGUUGCAGAAAAGUAAAAGUCCUGGAAAACUGGUACUAUCAAAGAGAACGUCUAAUACAGGCAGUCAACCGCAAGUCUUGGUCGUUAGUUCUGCCGGCGGCCUGAAGACUGUUCAAGCACUAAGUCAUACUCAGACGGUAUCCUUAGGAAAAACAACCACAGUCAAUUCUAACCCAGUUGUAACUACGACGACGAUACAAGGGCUACAGGGCGUCAAAAUAGCCAAGCCAAUAUCUAUAUCUAUGCCAAUGCAAGUAGUUGGAUCCCCGAAAACUGUCACACUUGCUAAAACCACUAAACAGGUGAUGAUUGGUGGAAAACCUGUGACAGUCCAGAUGGCUUCGGGGGGUAACAAGACAUUAACAGUGGUGCAACCAUCCCAGAUCAGUGGAAAGAUUUUACGAAUUCCUUCGACCCAAACUGUCUCCAAUAAUGCUGAACAGCCUAAGCUUAUGGUAGUUCAAAGGCCGAAACAAACGGUUACACAACCUUCUGCUACUUUGGCAUCAUCGUUUGAAGGACCGGCAACCACCGAUGCUGCUUUAGCAGCUUUGGCAGCUGAAGCUGGAUUAAUUGUUCCUGAUCAGGAUGGUGGUCAGUUCGAAAGCAAAGAUUUGGACAUGUCAUUAGCAGAAUCAACGACGAUUCCUGUUGAUGACAGUCCCCCUCAAUCUGAUUGCUCCAUGUCAGAAGUUUCAGAAACUUCAUUGGGCCUAAGAGGAGGAAGUUUGUACUCAAAAUUAUCAUUAAAAGGAGGUUUUCAUCCUCCUCCAGUUGGUUACAAAUAUAGAAAAAUGGGUUUACGAGGAGGUAGUAAGGAUAAAACUUGCAAAACUCCACAUGUCGGUAAAUCAACAGCUAAAUCUUAUCCAACUGAGGAGUUCCAGAAUAUUGAAGUAACAAAUACGGAUGAUAAAACGUUCAUCAUGAUAAAAAAAGAUGUACCAGCAGCAUAUCUCUUGCCAGAGACUUCUCCGGUAAAAAACAUUUUUACUUGAUCAAGACGUUGAUGUGAAGAAAGCAAUUUCAAGAAAAUAUGAUUUGGCCACGUUCAUCACGGCAUUCCGUCUUAUAUAAUCUAUUUUAAACUCUUAUUUUCACCGAAAGACCGAACCAAAGCAAACAUAGGUUCUAUCGUUUGGUGAUUGACUAGAUCGCAAUGUUUCAUACCUUAAUGAAGUCAUUGUGUGCUAAAGAAAUACCUGCUGAGCAUGGCCGGUUUUUAAUGUAAAGAAUAAUAUAAUUAUAAAUAUUAUAAAUAUAUAAAUAUGAGUUGGAAUCCAUAAACGACAAUGGGCUGUCACUUUUAUUGUUGCUAAUGUAUUUUUCUGUUUGGACUUUCUGGAAAUCAUUUUGCAACUGCCAAUUAACGAAGUAUCAACUAUACUGAAGGUUUGUCUUGUAAAGUGUUUUACAAGGAAGGGAUGAUAUUUUUGUAAUUAGUAUAUACUGAGUUGAACAUUUUAUUUUUUCAAAAAUUAUCUAAAGUAAGGAUAAAAUUUUUUAUAAACGCAAGAGAGAGAGGGUGGAUGUUUUUUAUAGUUGCUUUUUUUACUGUUCGUCGUUAAACAUCUUCGAUAACACUGUUACGCCUAGAUAUAGUCUGGGAAAAAUAGAUAUUCUAGGUUGGGCAAGUUUAAAUACAUAGUAUCGGAGAAGUACAUUGCGCAGUAUAGAAAUAUAACUAUGAAAGCUCUAAUUUAAUAGAUAUCUAUUUUUCCUGGUCGAUCUGUUACGGACCACGGGUGGUUUUUUGUCUGAAAUUGGAAGGUUAGCUCGUUUUUAAAAAAUUAUUUGUCAGAAGCACGGAAUAUAUUUAAUUUAUGUUAGUAGAUGUAACUUUUAUAAUUCGGUUUUUUAUAUGUAUUUGCGAGAUCAUGGAAAACAACCUUCCGCUAUUAUUAUAUUAUUUUAUCUGUUUAUAACUAAGGUCUAUUAAAUGUAAAUAGAAAACGUAGGUGCAUUCAUUCUUAGUAUGCUAUGCCCGAACAUACUUUUAUUUUUUAAUUAAGUAGUUUAUUUAGCCGAACACAUUUUUUUUAAAGAUGUCAACAACAUCCAUAUAUUCAAUUUUCAUACAUUUUAUUUAUGUUCUGGUUCAUUAUACUGCCCAUUAAAUAAUAAAUUAUUUACAAGAGUCAAA